Molecule: messenger RNA, 3381 nt
Organism: Culex quinquefasciatus (southern house mosquito)
Lineage: Eukaryota; Metazoa; Arthropoda; Insecta; Diptera; Culicidae
Exons: 4
Coding region: 261-3233 (990 amino acids)
Biological process (GO): translation; nucleobase-containing compound metabolic process
Molecular function (GO): structural constituent of ribosome; mRNA binding
Source: RefSeq, a predicted model, not a curated record
UUGCAAAACGUCAAAAGGCGGCAACAAAAACGCGAGCCGGCGGUUUUUCGCAAACAUCGGUGAAAAUUUUAAUAUUUCAUGAAAUAAACCCAGUAUUUUCCCUUUAAUUUAGUGAAAAAGUGCUCGCAUCGUCAAAUUAAACCCGUCGCGCGUGUUUCUCCCCCCAAAAAGUGCCCGCUAUCCGUCGCGUCCCGCGCCCGUGUGCCAUAACUCGGAAAUUUUUUCUAGAUUUCAGCAAGUUCUGUUUUCUCCGCGGAACGAUGACAACCCGUGCCCGGCGGGCCGCAACGCGCGCCCCCAUCGUCAUCGACUCGGGCUCCAGCUCGGAGGACGAAGCGAGCGACCCGGAGGGCAUCUUCGCGAGUCCGGACGUGAAGCCCCGGAAGGGGGCGAAGAAGAAGGCGGUGGCGCCGCGGAAGCGGGGCACCUCCGCCGGAAGUGACGACGAUGUCGACUUUGGCGCGAAGGAGAAGAAAAGUCCGGUGAAGAGAAAGGCGCCGGCCAAGGCCGCCGGAAGUCCGGCCAAGAAGAAGGUCAAGGCGGAACCGAAGCCGAAGGCGCCGAGGAAGCCUCGGGAACCGAAGGCUCCAAAGGAGCCAAAGGCGCCGAAAGCGCCAAGGGCGACGGCGGCCAAGAGGGGGAGGAAAAAGGUAGAGGCGGAAGUGGUUCCGGAAGAGGAGAAGGGGGAGGAGGAGGAGGUGAAACCGGAAGUUGAGGAUGUUCCCAAGGAGGAGUCGAUGGAAACGGAGGAGGUAAAGGAGGAAAAGUUGGAAGAAUCGGUUGUUGAGUUGGAUGAAACAAUUGAGGAAGUUCCGGAGGUGAAACCGGAACCGGUUAAGGAGGAACCGAAGAAGGAAGAGCCCAAACAGGUGGAGGAGGUCGACACUCGUCGCAAGUACAAGAAGCGGGUCAGCAUGACCGUGCGCGAGCAGUGGGACGACUACGAACUGCUCGCCGAGAUGCAAAAUCUUGACCAGAAAACAGCUCGGACCAUAAUCCGGCUGUUCGAGGAGGAAAACACGAUCCCGUUCAUCUGUCGCUACCGGCGUGAGCUCAUCGGGAACAUGACUCCGGACGAGCUGCGCGACGUCAAGCUGGCCUACAACCAGAUCCAGUCGAUCAAGCUGAAGGCGGACACAAUCAUCAAGAAUCUCGCCAAGGAGGAAAAGUUAACCGAGGACAUCAAACAGGACCUGCUCAGCGCCAAAACCGUCGACGAGCUGGACCACAUGUACGCUCCGUUCAAACCGGCCAACAAGGGUUCCCUCGCGGACCGCGCCAAGGCCCUCGGCCUCGACACCUUCGCCGAAGGCAUCCUCAUCGGCAGCCUCCCCGCAAUCGACCUCCCCGACCUCGUCAAACCCGACGUCGAAGGCCUGGAAACCGUCGAAAAGGUCGAAGAAGGCAUCAAACAUCUGAUGGCGCACAACUUUGCCAAAAACACGGCCGUCCUCGAGGAAAUCCGCCGCCUAAUCGCCAAGUACGACAUCACCCUGACCUCCGCCCAAGCCCCGAAAUCCCGCACCAAAGAGUCCAACAACAACAAGGGCGGCGCCCAAUCGUCAACCUCCCAAAUCGGCGAGUUCGGCGUCAUCAAGGGCAACAUCGCCAGCCUCGGACGCAUCCCGAAGAAGGUCGACGAGCACAAGUACGAGAAUUACUUUAACUUUACGUGCGCCACCAAGUACCUGAGGCCGCACCAGAUUCUGGCGAUGAACCGCGGCGAGACGCAGAAGGUGCUGCAGGUGAAGCUGCAGUUUCGGGACAACGUGAAGGGGGAUUUGUACUGGUUUUUGAAGCGGGAGUACCUGCAGGAGGGGGAGCACUCGAGGAAGCGGACGGAGUUGUUCGAGACGUCGUUUGAUGAGGCGUUUACGAAGAAGUUGGUCCCCCUGAUGACCCGCACCGUCCGCUCGGACCUCACAAAGCGCGCCGAAAAGGCCUCCGUCGAGGUGUUUGCCAACAAUCUGAAGCAGCUGCUCCUGACCGCUCCCGUCAAGGGCGAAAAGAUUCUCGGAAUCGAUCCGGGCUUUGCAAACGGAUGUAAACUGGCGCUGAUUUCCGAGUGCGGCGAGCUGCUCGAUACGGCCACCGUUUAUCCGCACAUUGGAGGGGAACGGUCCAAGGUGGCACCGGGGAUCAUUUCGAACCUGAUGCGGAAGCACGAGUGUGGGUUGAUUGCCCUGGGGAAUGGGACGGCCUGUCGGGAGACUGAGUCGAUGCUGUCGUACAUGAUGGACGAGGGGAUUCUGGAUAAGCGACAGGUGCGGUACUGCGUCGUGCCGGAGCAGGGUGCGUCGAUCUAUUCGUGCUCGGAGGUGGCCAAGAAGGAGUUUCCCAAGAUGGACGUGAAUUUGAUUAGUGCUGUUUCCAUCGCGCGCCGCCUCCAGGACCCCCUCUGCGAGUACGUCAAGAUCGAACCACGCCACCUCGGCGUCGGCAUGUACCAGCACGACAUCAACGACAAGGUCCUAUCGGAAACGCUGGACGAGGUCGUCACCGAGUGCGUAUCGUUCGUCGGCGUGGACAUCAACACCGCCUCGGUCAGCUUGCUUAGCCGAGUCGCCGGACUGACGGCAAAACGGGCCGAACACAUCGUAAGCCACCGGACCAAGCACGGCCCGUUCCGGAGUCGCGAGCAGCUGCUCAAGGUGAAGUACGUCGGGGACAAGACGUUCACGCAGUGCGCCGGCUUCAUCCGGAUUGAACCGUUGACGGCCGGGAUUCGCGAGUACAAUCUGCUCGACUCGACCUGGGUCCAUCCGGAGAGUUACGAGCUGGCCGAGGCGGUCAUCGAGAAGACUGGCCUCUCAAACAAGGACAUUGGCCGCGCGGAUUUCAUCCUGAGGGUGCGCGAGUUCGCCUUCCGCACCAACAACGACGCCCUCGUCCGGAUGUUCAACGUGCCGUUCGAGCGGAUCGACUGCGUGCUGUCGGCGCUCCAGCGGGAACUCCUGCGCGAUUACCGAUCGGACCUGAACAAACCGCCGAUGUUCAAGCAGGGCGUCACCUCGAUGGCGGACCUGGCGGAGGGAACCGUCCUGACCGGAGCCGUCAACAACGUGACCGAUUUCGGGGCGUUCGUGGACAUUGGCGUUGAGACGAACGGGUUGAUCCACCGCAGCAAGAUGAACGGCAAGCGGGUCAACAUUGGCGACCAGGUUGAGGUGACCGUCCUGUCGGUGGACCUGGGCAAGCGAAGGCUCGGACUGCGGCUGGAGAAGAUAUUGUAGAGUGUGGAGGAGAGAGAGUGAUGUACAAACAAAAGCACGACGUUGGAUUAAGAAGCAUUUUGACUUUACUCAUAAACCAGAUUUGGCAAACGAGACGGGCGUCGUCUCGUUCAAUACUCGUUUCUCCGUUAAGGAAGAAGCAAAAAAA